AUCUACUUUCCGCUGGCAUCAUUUGCGCCUUACAGAGAGAAGGCUGGUGAAGUCUCACCAACGGCUGCAUAUGAUUUUAACAUUGUAUGCCGAAAAAAAACAACCCUUUUGAUUUUCAUCUGAACUGGGUGCAGCUUUGCCGAUACUUUGCCUUGCCACGUUACCAUAUGCCCGUUUCUCUUUAAAAAUUGUGUUUUAGGAUAGUAUGUCAGCUAGUUAAUUGAUUUGUGUCAGUAGAGCAAUAAGUUAGCUAUCAACUAAAGGGAGACAAUUAUUUCCUAUUAUCAGUCGACUGUUCCUUUCACGUCUACCCUCUUUAAAGCCAGCUGUCCUUGUUGAAUCAAGACUAAAAGCGACUCUUCUUCUGAGGGGACCCGACUAACUGCGCUGAAAUGGGGUAUGGACGGUCGGACAGCUACCGCGUGGCCACCACGCAGGAGAAGGAUGAGAAGAAGGAGUCGCCCAAGAAGAAGGGAGGCAAGGAUCUGGAUGACCUCAAGAAGGAAGUUCCCAUAACUGAACACAAAAUGUCUGUCGAGGAAGUUUGCCGGAAAUACACCACUGAUAUCGUCCAGGGUUUGACCAAUGCCAAGGCAGCGGAGUACCUGACCAGGGAUGGCCCUAACGCCCUGACUCCACCCCCCACCACCCCAGAGUGGGUCAAGUUCUGUCGCCAGCUGUUCGGUGGCUUCUCCAUCCUGCUGUGGAUCGGUGCUAUCCUCUGCUUCCUGGCCUACGCCAUCCAGGCUGCCACAGAGGACGAGCCCGCUGGGGAUAACUUGUAUCUGGGCAUCGUGCUGUCAGCUGUCGUCAUCAUCACUGGCUGCUUCUCCUACUUCCAGGAAGCUAAGAGCUCCAAGAUCAUGGAGUCCUUUAAGAACAUGGUCCCUCAGCAAGCCCUGGUGAUCCGUGAAGGAGAGAAGAUGCAGAUCAAUGCUGAGCAGGUGGUUGCGGGAGACCUGGUGGAGGUGAAAGGAGGAGACCGGAUCCCCGCUGACCUCCGCAUCAUCUCCUCCCACGGCUGCAAGGUGGACAACUCAUCCCUGACUGGUGAAUCAGAGCCCCAGACCAGGUCACCUGACGGUACCCAUGACAACCCCCUGGAAACCCGCAACAUUGCCUUCUUCUCCACCAACUGUGUCGAGGGAACGGCACGCGGCAUUGUUGUGUGUACUGGUGAUCGUACAGUGAUGGGCCGCAUCGCCACUCUCACCUCGGGCCUGGAGACUGGCAAGACACCCAUUGCCAAGGAGAUCGAGCACUUCAUCCAAAUCAUCACAGGUGUGGCCGUCUUCCUCGGCGUGUCCUUCUUCAUCCUGUCAAUCGUCCUGGGUUACUCCUGGCUGGAGGCCGUCAUCUUCCUCAUUGGUAUCAUUGUAGCUAAUGUGCCCGAGGGACUGCUGGCCACGGUCACUGUGUGUCUGACGCUGACUGCUAAGCGAAUGGCUCGUAAGAACUGCCUGGUAAAGAACUUGGAGGCUGUGGAAACUCUUGGCUCCACCUCCACCAUCUGCUCUGACAAGACGGGCACCCUGACCCAGAACAGGAUGACUGUGGCCCACAUGUGGUUCGACAACCAGAUCCACGAGGCCGACACCACCGAAGAUCAGUCUGGCUCCUCCUUCGACAAAAGCUCCGCAACAUGGGUGUACUUGGCCCGCAUCGCUGCUCUGUGCAACCGUGCUGUGUUCAAAGCUGGCCAGGAUGCUUUGCCCAUCCUUAAGCGUGACGUGGCCGGCGACGCCUCUGAGUCAGCCCUGCUGAAGUGUAUUGAGCUGUCCUGUGGCUCCGUCAAAGCUAUGAGGGAGAAGAACAAGAAGGUGGCUGAGAUCCCCUUCAACUCCACCAACAAGUACCAGCUCUCAGUUCAUGAAAAUGAUGAUGAAAACGACAACCGCUACCUGUUGGUGAUGAAGGGAGCCCCAGAGAGGAUCCUGGACCGCAGCUCCACCAUCAUGGUGCAGGGCAAAGAGCAGCCCAUGGACGAUGAGAUGAAAGAGGCUUUCCAGAACGCCUAUCUGGAACUGGGAGGACUGGGAGAGAGAGUACUGGGUUUCUGCCACAAGUUACUGCCAGAGGACAAGUAUCCCAAAGGUUUUGCCUUUGACACAGAUGACGUCAACUUCGAGACCGACAACCUCUGCUUCGUAGGCCUCAUGUCCAUGAUUGACCCUCCCCGUGCUGCCGUGCCUGACGCUGUGGGCAAAUGCCGCUCCGCUGGCAUCAAGGUUAUUAUGGUGACGGGUGACCACCCAAUCACAGCCAAGGCCAUUGCUAAGGGUGUGGGCAUCAUCUCCGAGGGCAACGAGACAGUGGAAGACAUUGCUGCACGCCUCAACAUCCCUGUCAGCCAGGUCAACCCAAGGGAUGCCAAGGCCUGUGUAAUCCACGGUACAGAUCUGAAAGACCUCGGUCAAGAGCAGAUGGACGAUAUUUUGAGGAACCACACAGAGAUCGUCUUUGCCAGGACCUCCCCACAGCAGAAACUUAUCAUUGUAGAAGGCUGCCAGAGACAGGGUGCCAUCGUGGCUGUGACAGGGGAUGGUGUGAACGACUCUCCUGCCCUGAAGAAGGCUGACAUCGGCGUCGCCAUGGGAAUCUCUGGCUCAGACGUGUCCAAACAGGCUGCCGACAUGAUCCUGCUGGACGACAACUUUGCCUCCAUUGUCACUGGAGUAGAAGAAGGCCGUCUGAUCUUUGACAACCUGAAGAAAUCCAUUGCAUACACUCUGACCAGCAACAUCCCAGAGAUCACCCCCUUCCUGUUCUUCAUCCUGGUCAACAUCCCGCUGCCUCUGGGCACCAUCACCAUCCUCUGCAUCGACCUGGGAACUGACAUGGUACCCGCCAUCUCUCUCGCCUAUGAAGCAGCAGAGAGUGACAUCAUGAAGCGCCAGCCCAGGAACCCACUGAGGGACAAACUGGUCAACGAGAGACUCAUCAGUAUCGCCUAUGGACAGAUUGGUAUGAUCCAAGCUCUUGGCGGGUUCUUUGCCUAUUUUGUCAUCAUGGCUGAAAAUGGUUUCCUGCCGUCUUUGCUUGUCGGCAUCCGGCUCCACUGGGACGAUCGCUCCAACAACGACCUGGAGGACAGCUACGGGCAGCAAUGGACCUAUGAGCAGCGUAAGAUUGUGGAGUUUACUUGCCACACAGCCUUCUUCGUCAGUAUUGUGGUGGUUCAGUGGGCAGAUGUCAUCAUCUGCAAGACCAGACGUAACUCUGUGUUCCAGCAGGGCAUGAAGAAUAAGAUUUUGAUCUUUGGUCUGUUUGAGGAAACAGCUCUGGCUGCUUUCCUGUCCUACACCCCUGGUAUGGACGUGGCACUCCGGAUGUACCCGCUCAAGCCCAGUUGGUGGUUCUGUGCGUUCCCGUACAGUUUCCUCAUCUUUGUUUACGAUGAGAUCCGAAAACUCAUCCUUCGCCGAAACCCCGGAGGCUGGGUGGAAAGAGAGACAUACUAUUAAAUUAUCAAAGCAUCAUUUACUUCUCCCCUGAACGCAUCCCUUCUUCUCUAUCUCCCUUCCCUCUGUCUCUUUCCUCCUUCCCUCCAUCCAUCCCUCCUCUCCUGUCAACAUACUCAAACUCCUCUUCCUCCUCUCCAUCCUCAUCCCCUAAAGAAACAAAAAAAUCAAACGGCAAGACGAUGCGAGGACCAACGACAGAGGAGUAGAGAUGGGGGUAGGGGGGGGUCCUGUUUUUUUUCCUAUCCAAAGUCUAUACAGCACUAGUCUGCCAGUAACACUGAUGUGCCGGUGCUUAUUACUGCACUGUUAGCUGCAGCCACUCUUCAUAUGUGUACUCAAACUACACCGCUGUGUGGAAUCGAAUAAAAGGUUAGAAUCACAAGAAUAAAGACCAAACCCGACCUGUUCCACUGCGACAACUCUUGCCAAGCAGAACAACAACAUGGCAGCUUCCGUUUUAGAUUCUUAACUGGCGAUUUGAGCGGGUGGGUGGCGUCUGUUCGGGGUUUUUUUGUCCUGCCAGAGAAAAGCCACCGAGAUCCAGCUCUUUAAUCACUGCCAACUACGACGUUACUUCUUUUCCUUCUUCCCUCCUUUUCUCUCUUUCUAUUCCUAUGUACUCACUGCCAGUCUUCUACUGCCGUUCUCCCUCCUCCUGCUUCUCUUCUUCCUCCUCCUCUUCUUCUUCCUCUUGUUUCUCCUCUCCUAUUAAUAAAGAAUCAAUCUCUCAUAAACCUUGAGCACUCGCUCACGUCCUCAACAGGGUGGAUAAAAGGUCAUUUCCUCUGACUCCUUCCCUCCUUCUCUGACUCCUUCCCUCCUUCUCUAUCUCCCUCCCUCCCUCCUCCUCCCCCCCCAUGUGUUUUUUUCUGCUUGUGUUGUUGUUGUUGUUUUCUAAAAAGACGACGUGUUUUUUAAGAAACAAAAUUGUUCGUAAAAGUUGUUAAUUUGCGAGUGGGGUCUGAGAGCUGCUUGUUUUCGGACAUGAUAAGGGACACUGUCUGUUCCUCUUCUCUUUCUCUCUCUCUCCCCCCCCCCACCCCCCCCCCCCCUCGCCUGUCUAUCUAUCCCUGUUUGUUCUGUCUGUUUGUGAACACGGUGCAAACCCUCCAUCCCUGUAAACACCCACUUUUACCACCUGCCUCCUCUUAUUCUCCCACCCUUCCUUGCCCCUGCCCCGCAACCUCCGCCCUCAACCCCACCCGACUUCACCCAAAAAUACAAUCUUUCUGUGUCCUCAGAAAAAGAGAUUUCUCUCCGAUUUCAUUAUUUAAAUCAGUGGAAAUAUGGAAUAAGGCACUGUACUUUAACUUGCGAAACAGCAGCAAAAAACAAACAACAAAAUGAAAUAAAAAAGAAGGAUCUCUCUUUUUCAGCUUGGUCUCCAGUAUGUUUUUGUGUGGAGUUUUGGCAGAAAAUGGAAAUAAAUGCUCUGACCAAGUCUUAUUUA
This is a messenger RNA of Sander lucioperca (pikeperch), 4914 nucleotides long. RefSeq names its product ATPase Na+/K+ transporting subunit alpha 3a (gene atp1a3a). The transcript is spliced from 23 exons. The record is from RefSeq and is a predicted model, not a curated record. Gene Ontology annotation, biological process: sodium ion export across plasma membrane; potassium ion import across plasma membrane; proton transmembrane transport. Gene Ontology annotation, molecular function: ATP hydrolysis activity; P-type sodium:potassium-exchanging transporter activity; ATP binding. Lineage: Eukaryota; Metazoa; Chordata; Actinopteri; Perciformes; Percidae. Gene Ontology annotation, cellular component: membrane. Bases 393 to 3464 code for a protein of 1023 amino acids.